AUGGUGCAAGCGAUCCCCGAAAUAAGCAGGCAAUGGAAGGUUGUCGGUGAAAAUGGAUUAGAUUCUCUACAGUUUUCGGAUGAGAAGUCUCCAGAGGUCGGCGAUAGCCAGGUUCUAGUCAAAAUCCAAGGCGCCACCUUGAACUACCGAGAUGUCACAAUUACUGAGGGCACAUACCCUUGGGACGUCAAACCGGACGUUGUCCCAGGGUCUGACGGCGCAGGCACAGUACUAGCUGUCGGAAAGCACGUUACCCGAUUCAAACCAGGCGAUGAAGUGGUUACGGCGCUAGCUCAGAGAUACAUCGCAGGUCCACUUAGCGACGACCUUCCAGAGUCUGGACUUGGUGCCGUACUCGAUGGCACUUUUCGCACCAUCGGGGUCUUCAGCGAGCAGGGUCUCGUCCCGCUGCCUCGAGGCUUGAGCUUCAUUGAAGGCGCAGCCCUGACUUGUGCUGGCGUUACUGCUUGGAACGCCCUCUUUGGACUACCCGGCAGGCAAGUCUCGGCCGGGCAAUGGGUUCUCACGCAGGGUACGGGCGGAGUAAGCAUCUUUGCCAUUCAAUUCGCCAAAGCCGUCGGAGCGAGUGUCAUUGCCACCACUAGCUCUGCCGAGAAGGCCAAACUUCUUGAGAGGCUCGGUGUUGACCAUGUCAUCAACUAUCUUGAGACGGUCGAUUGGGGAAAAGAGGCCAAAAGGUUGACCGGAGGCGUUGGCGUGGAUUUGGUCGUCGAAGUUGCGGGACCAACGACUCUAAGACAAAGUCUUGUCAGCUGCAGACUAGACGGAACUAUCAUCACCACGGGGUUUGCUGGCGGUAACCCGUCUGAGCACGACAUGCCAACGUUUUUGGAUUCGUGGCUGAGCCUAGUUACGGUUCGAGGAGUUUGGUGUGGCAGUCGGCUACAGCUUGAAGAGAUGUCUCGAGCCAUCGAGGCCGACGUAGACAGGUUGCGCCCUGUCAUUGAUCCCAAGGUCUUCAAUCUGGAACAACUAAAAGAGGCGUACGAGUAUCUGCGGUCAGGAAAACACCAAGGAAAAGUUGGCAUUGAGAUCAAUUGA
This is a messenger RNA of Colletotrichum paranaense, 1062 nucleotides long. Its product is annotated as zinc-binding dehydrogenase. The transcript has 3 exons. The coding region runs from base 1 to 1062 and encodes 353 amino acids. Gene Ontology annotation, molecular function: oxidoreductase activity. The record is from RefSeq and is a predicted model, not a curated record. Lineage: Eukaryota; Fungi; Ascomycota; Sordariomycetes; Glomerellales; Glomerellaceae.